This is a messenger RNA of Salarias fasciatus (jewelled blenny), 1850 nucleotides long. Its product is annotated as fructose-1,6-bisphosphatase 1-like. The record is from RefSeq and is a predicted model, not a curated record. Gene Ontology annotation, cellular component: cytosol; cytoplasm. Gene Ontology annotation, molecular function: fructose 1,6-bisphosphate 1-phosphatase activity. The transcript has 7 exons. The coding region runs from base 57 to 1073 and encodes 338 amino acids. Lineage: Eukaryota; Metazoa; Chordata; Actinopteri; Blenniiformes; Blenniidae. Gene Ontology annotation, biological process: fructose 1,6-bisphosphate metabolic process; sucrose biosynthetic process; fructose metabolic process.
GGUUAUAACCGGAGCGCGCGGCCCCGGCAUCCACCCGGACGCACCGCAGCGCCGCCAUGUCCGAGCGAGAGGCCUUCGACACCGACGUGGUCACCGUGACCCGCUUCGUGAUGGAGGAGGGCCGCAGGGCCGGCGGCACCGGGGAGCUCACCACGCUGCUCAACUCCGUCUGCACGGCCGUCAAGGCCAUCUCCAGCGCCGUGCGCAAAGCCGGGCUCGCGCACCUCUACGGCAUCGCCGGCAGCACCAACGUGACGGGCGACCAGGUGAAGAAGUUGGACAUCCUGUCCAACGACCUGCUCAUCAACCUGAUCAAGUCGUCCUUCACGUCCUGUGUUCUGAUCUCGGAGGAGAACGAGGAGGCCAUCAUCGUGGAGCCGGAGAGGAGGGGUAAAUACAUCGUGUGCUUCGACCCUCUGGACGGCUCGUCCAACAUCGACUGCCUCGUCUCCAUCGGCACCAUCUUCGCCAUUUACAAGAAGACCACAGACGACGAGCCCUGUGAGCAGGACGCCCUGCAGCCUGGCAGGAGCCUGGUGGCGGCGGGCUACGCCCUCUACGGCAGCGCCACCAUGGUGGUGCUGUCCACCGGCCACGGAGUCAACGGCUUCAUGCUGGACCCGGCGCUCGGAGAAUUCAUCCUCGUCGACCGAGACGUGAGGAUCAAGAACCGGGGGAAGAUUUUCAGCGUGAACGAGGGCUACGCCAAACACUUCGACCCGGCCGUCACAGAGUACCUGCACAGGAAGAAGUUCCCACAGGACGGCAGCGAGCCGUACAACGCCCGCUACGUGGGCUCCAUGGUGGCCGACGUGCACCGGACGCUGAUGUAUGGCGGGAUCUUCCUGUACCCGGGAACUGCCAAGAACCCCACAGGAAAGCUGCGGCUGCUGUACGAGGGGAACCCCAUGGCCUUCAUCAUGGAGCAGGCGGGCGGCCUGGCGUCCACCGGCUUCCAGGACGUCCUGGACAUCCAGCCCGUCAGCAUCCACCAGAAGGCGCCGGUGGCCAUGGGCUCCAGGGACGACGUGCUGGAGUUCGUCGCCCUCUGCAAGAAGCAUGCCAGGAAGUGAGGGACGGCCCGGCCCGGCCAUGCCCGGCGGCGCCGCGUCUCUCCACCGACACCGCAACAAAGACCUCCAUGAAGAAUUCAAGUGCCUUAAAGGAUCUGCCGGGAUCGCCACUCUCCUCCAAUCAGACGCUCUCGUCUGCCAGGACAGUCGCUCAAAUGCUUUGACAUGAAAAUUAAAAAUGGUUUCUUCUGAUUGACCUGCGCCGCUCGUCAUUUGACACCAGCCUGACCGUGCUGCCCUGUUCACCGGCGGUUCACGGCGAUGCAGGCGGGACGGCCGGUUCUGUUAGUGAGAGCAGCAGGAGGAAGGCGGCGAACCGUCAGUCAGUCCCCGGUUCCAGCAGAACCCGGAUCUAGAGCGCCGGCGCCGGAACGGCGUCCAGCCAUCGUCACAUCAUGAUCUAAAUCCAUAUUUUAUCACGAAAACAGGAACAAUCGGGCCUGAUUAAAGGAGAUUUUUAGAUUUUUUAAAAUAUUUUUAAGCAAUAAAAAUCUGAAGGGAAUUGGGAAAGUGUUCCGAUCCGACAGUCAGGACGGGAAUCCGGUUCCUGAGCAGGACCAAAGCCUCGUGGCUUCUGUUUACACUAGAGAGGUAGUUUUGAAGGAACCAGAAAAACAGGUUGUGAGGCUUUGUGAGGCGUAAGCCCGACGCCACCUCCUCACCUCAGCUCCCGCCGUGCCGUUGAGCCAGGCAGCAGCAGGUUGGAAGAAGAGCGAGAAAUCAAACCCUUUGUUAUCAUUAUCAUCAAGUGUCAAUAAAGCAGAACGUCUUCAGAGA